Periconia digitata is the source of this 1060-nucleotide messenger RNA. NCBI's taxonomy places the organism in Eukaryota, Fungi, Ascomycota, Dothideomycetes, Pleosporales, Periconiaceae. The record is from the annotation of a GenBank genome assembly.
CUUUUGUAUCAUCAUCACCGACUCCAUGAUGACUACUCUUUCUAAUCGUGCUGCUCGUAUUGCUGAACCGGGAAAGAGUCUCGAGUUGGUCGAUGUCGAAGCUCCCCGUCCGAGACCUGGUCAGGUUCUCAUCAAAAACCAUGCCGUUGCGAUCCAGCCACUGGAUGUCAAAAUGCUGUUGACGGGGUAUGGGCCCAAGUUGGGAUAUCCUGCCGUUCUUGGAACAACUGGCGCAGGGGUUGUCGAAAAGUUGGGAGACGACGUGACGGACUUGAACGUUGGCGAUCGCGUUGUCUUCGAUACGACCGCUUAUAUCGCCGUGAAUAAUAAUUUGCGCAGCGGCACUUGGCAGAAGCUGGUGAUUGCAGAUACCAAAACAGUAGCAAAGAUCGGCGAUACACCCUUCGAGCAGGCGGUCUUGAUCCAUUACCCCUUGCAGACGGCGGUCGCUGCUCUCCAUAUAUUCCUGAAGAUGGGAAAACCAGGAAGUGGCAGCUCUGAAGACAAAGUUCUCAUCUGGGGUGCUGGCGGCGCGGUCGGUUUAUACGCGGCGCAGUAUGCGAAAAGUGUUGGGCACACUGUAGUCGUCACCGCGUCGCCACGCGAUAGCGAGCGGCAAAAGAAGCUUGGUGCAACAGCUGUGGUCGAUUACAAAGCCGCAGAUGCUGUUGAACAACUUCGUAAAUUGGGCCCUUUCCGGUAUCUGUUCACUGCCAGCGGGGAUCCAGCGUCUCAGCAGACGCUGGCGUCAUUGAUUCCGCCCUCAGAAGGUGGGCAAUUUGGCAGCGUGCUUGCCGGCGAUGUGGAUCUACCUGCCAACGUUCAACGAAUCUAUGGAUUUUUCACUGGCGCAUCCCAGGUAGACGAGAACACUGACUACCGUGAUUGGUAUUAUCAAAAGUAUCUUCCAAAGGUCUUGCAGGAAAAGCUUGUUGAGCCCGCACAAUUCACCAUAGUAGAGGGUGGCUUGGCGGCGUUACAGCAGGCGUGUGCAGACGUUCACGAUGGAAAGGUUCGGGGCAAACUCAUCGUUGACCCGCAAGAGUCACACUGUAUAUAG